GGACCUGCUAGUUGGCCUGCUGAUUAUGCCCCCAGCGCUGGUGACUGAGCUGCUUGGGUACUGGUUCUUCGGAGAGGGGCUGUGUGCCGUGUUCCUGGCGGUGGACAUCUUCGCCUGCACCGCCUCGAUCAACAACCUCUGCGCGAUCAGUCUGGACAGGUACUGGUCGGUUGCCCACCCUGCGGACUGCAGGAGGCAGGGCCUGUCCCGUAAGCGGGUGAAGCUGGCCAUCGUGGCCGUGUGGGUCAUCUCUGCCGCCAUCUGUAUCCCCUCGCUCGUGGGCUGGACAAACGACAUGUUCAUCGAUGACCAACAGCUUCCCCAGUGCGAGUACACUAACAACAUCGGCUACGUGGUCUUCUCCACUGUGGGGUCCUUCUACCUGCCGCUCGUCAUCAUGACUGUCGCGUACGUGCGCGUGUGCUGGGCGAUCAAGGACAGGAUUCUGCGAAACAGACGCCGGAAGAUGCCCCCACUGAGGAACCAGAAGGACAGGAAAGCGAUCGCAGAUGCAGUGUCCGGAAACGUUGCUCACACGGAAGACGAAAAUGACAGCGAAGAUCAGCAUGAAGAGACAAAACAAAACGGAAACCCAAACGCUUUGACCAUGCGGGGUAUCCCUCUGGACGACACGAGAAGAGCGUCUGGACUGCAGGACAGACGCCCAAAAGUUAGCGGCCAAAGGGAAAGCCAACAUGGCGGCCCUGCAUGGCCUUGGUGCUGUCGAAGGAAAGGCGACUCUGAGAAAUACACGGAGGGCGCAACAACUGAGCACAUCAAAAUGCAUCCCCUGCGUAGCUGUGCCGAAGACUGGAAACAAGAGCCGAACAGACCUAACAACCUCCUCCUGAGCCCAGUCUUGCUGCACAGGAAAUCUGACCUGUCCAUCUCCGUCAGUUCACCGACUCCCAGCACCGAGCCAUCGAGCCGAAGACAAAGCAACCACAAGAAACUCGAGAAAGGAGUGUCACUGCCCGAGCUGAGUGAAGCGAAGACCGGCCGACUCCAGCCCGUCAGGACAGGGAGAAACACUCACUCCAUCGUGGCAAUCAUCCACUCUGCCCCACCCGCGGACUCUCCAAACCAGCACAGAACUCCUAACUCCAAAAACCUGGUAACGAAGAAGCCGAAAAAACAGUCUCUCGGAGUCGUGAAACAGAGAGACCUCAACAAGAGAAUAGAGAUCGAAGUUGACUUGGACGAUCUGACAUCAACCUUCUCAAACGUCGGCAACAACGACGCGAUCAUCCGAGACGAAAAAGAGCUGUCGAAGCUCCACCGACUCGUCAACCUUCGCAGCCCGAACGCUCUGAGGAAGAUGCUGAUGCGGAACAGAGACAGGAGGCUGAUUGUGGUGGUGGGGAUAAUCAUGAGCGUGUUCGUGCUCUGCUGGCUGCCAUUCUUCUUGACGUACGUUGUCCAGACGGCAUGCAGCAGUUGUUACGUCCCUGAAACGCUCUUCACUUUCUUUGUGUGGCUGGGCUACUGUAACAGCUCACUCAAUCCCAUCCUUUACACAGUUUUCAACCGGGACUUCCGGAAAGUAUUCUAUCAAAAGAUUUUACGACGGGAACUUCCUAAGUAGGAAGGAUAUCAACUGUAUGUACAGGUGUCCGUUUUUAUAGAGGACUUUAACUUAAUGAAGUAAUUGCACGAAGCUUUUGCACGUUAACGUUACUACUAUUUAGGUAUGUUGUACUGUUAAAUUGAUUAUUAUAACAAAUAGAUAACGACGACGACGAAAUCCUCCUAGAGUUGCUGAUUCACUAAAAGUCACCCUGACUCCAGGAGAAAUAGUGCCAUAUCGGUCACUAAUGGAGAUCCGUAUCAAACCAAACCAAACUAAACCAAAACCAAGAAGGAGAAUGAGAGGGGGAAAAAGAGUUCUAAUUAUUUAUGUACAAGAGUAGUGUUUAUCUUUUUUAAGAAUCUUCUUGACUUGCAAUAAUGACUUAAAAUAUCUCCCUUAAA
Molecule: messenger RNA, 1971 nt
Organism: Branchiostoma floridae (Florida lancelet)
Lineage: Eukaryota; Metazoa; Chordata; Leptocardii; Amphioxiformes; Branchiostomatidae
Product: alpha-2Da adrenergic receptor-like
Exons: 3
Coding region: 26-1585 (519 amino acids)
Biological process (GO): adenylate cyclase-activating adrenergic receptor signaling pathway
Cellular component (GO): membrane
Molecular function (GO): G protein-coupled receptor activity
Source: RefSeq, a predicted model, not a curated record